Molecule: messenger RNA, 792 nt
Organism: Ceraceosorus guamensis
Lineage: Eukaryota; Fungi; Basidiomycota; Exobasidiomycetes; Ceraceosorales; Ceraceosoraceae
Product: CDP-diacylglycerol--inositol 3-phosphatidyltransferase
Exons: 5
Coding region: 1-792 (263 amino acids)
Biological process (GO): phosphatidylinositol biosynthetic process
Cellular component (GO): membrane; Golgi apparatus
Molecular function (GO): CDP-diacylglycerol-inositol 3-phosphatidyltransferase activity
Source: RefSeq, a predicted model, not a curated record
AUGAGCUUGGCUACCAGACAAGCAAAUGCAGCAGACGAAAAUGUCUUUCUCUUUGUGCCAAACUUGAUUGGAUAUGCACGCAUCAUUCUGGCAGCGCUCAGUCUGAUAUACAUGAAGAGCAAUCCAAAGACUUGCACGCUUUUGUACGGCGUCAGCUGCCUCUUGGAUGCUGCGGAUGGCGUCGCGGCGAGGAGGUUGGGUCAGAGCACCAAGUUUGGUGCUGUGCUUGACAUGGUCACAGAUCGCUGCACGACAUCGUGUCUGCUGUGCUUCUUGACGACUGCGUAUCCGCGCUGUGCCAUUCUGUUCCAAGCGCUCAUCACGCUGGACUUUUCGAGUCACUACAUCCACAUGUACAGCUCCCUUGUCACUGGCUCGACCUCUCACAAGGUCGUCAAUGAGGACGUGUCAAAGCUCCUCAGACACUACUACAGCCAGCGGUGGUUGUUCUUCUAUUGUGCCGGAAAUGAGCUCUUUUUCGUGUGCCUCUACCUCCUGGACUUCUAUCCCACACCUCUCGGACUCGAGCCCUCAUGGUUCCUUGCCCCUCUGCCCUCAAGCCUGCAGCUUCAUCUCACAAGGCUCGCGGUAGACCAACCCAAAGGAGCAGUAGGCUUGGCUUUUGCUCUGGUCAGGCGAACCACGUGGCCGCAGAUCGCUGCGCUUGUGACGCUGCCCAUCUGCGCAGCCAAGCAAUUGUUCAACGCUUUGCAAUUCUGGAAGGCUGCCAAGGUAUUGGUGGGCAUCGACUUGAUCGAGAGGGCAAAGAAGAGAGAAAAGCAAGAAGAAUGA